CAUUUUUGACUGCUACUUGUAUAAACACACUAGAAGUAGACAGGUGCCCUGUGCUACCUAAAGUGGGGUGUGACGUAUGUUGUCCUGUGUCCUGCCUUGCUUCUGCCCCCCCCCCCUCCCCCCCCCCCCCCAUGUCGGAGUUGUAGUGCUGCUGACAUUGAUGGUUCCUUUGAAUCCUUCUCCCUGGCCAUUCGGCUUCCUUGUGUCCAGGUGUGGCAAGGCCUUGCGCAGCUCCCAAAUAGCACCAGAGCCGGCAGAAGCCGGCGUUCCGCUACGUCCGGACGUCCACCAGUACCAGCAGCAGCGGCUUGGUUCGGGACGUGACCGCUCACCGUCGCAACACGACGACAAGAACGGAGAUAGCGGCGAGAAGAGUGUCAGCAUCCCGUUGUUUGUUCCGGCGUCGGUCGAGGACAGGCUCGUGCCUGGGUCGGAGAAGUGCACAGGAGUCGUUCACAUUUGAUGUCUGCUGCAUCAGUGCUCGAGAAUUUACCAGAUAUGAAGUCAUCCUGACCAUCCCUCUUUGUUGAGUUUUUGAUUCAACGAGUCGCUGCCGCCGAACUUUUUGUCUUCUUUGUGUUGGACACAUGACUCGAAGGGAACGUUUAUAGAUUGAGCCCAACGCAAUGCUCUCUCUCCCUGCAUUGCCCCGUUGCAGCUGUUUCAAAAGCCCCGUGCUCUCUUUUAUGGUAGUUUUGUUCCAAGGCGCCCAGCGUAGUUGCCGCUGCACCUCUUCCCGUUUUUGUUGUACCUUGUAGUCCUAUUUGACAGUGUUCCGCAUUUCCACGUUUUGUCCCGCCGCACUUUUGCCUUGCCUUAUGGAGAAGUCAGCGUGACAGUGAACUGAAUUUUCGUCCGAAGAUGUUAACACUGGAUAAUGCGCACUUGAAAGGGAGCUUUGCACAGUUUUUUUACUGGGCCGAAUGAUGAAAAAUGUAACAGAAUAGCAUGUGCACCAUGCAGGCUGGGGCCUGAGUUACACUGAGUAGGGACAGCGAGUGUGAUCGGCAUCAUCGGAGAGAUCUACCUGCUCUGGCUUCUUCGUAGGGCAAGGCGGGACUGUGUGGACGCCAGGCCGACCACUACUGUGUGUAUGCACGGCUUAUGGCCCAGUAAGAGUUGUGUUGUGUUCAUUGGCCUGUGCUGGGCAAUGGUGUCAAGAAAGGUACUGAAGUUUGUCUUGUAGAUCUGACUACACUGCAUGAUGAGGUGUUGUGUUCCUGAAGUUUUUCCUCCUCUCCUGUUUGUACCAUUACAAAGUUACCGAUCUCAGCAUGUACCUCUGGUGUUUAGCCGCCCUGGCUACUUUGCUUUUUUUUAUCGAACAGGUGUUGAGUUUGUGUCGCCGUGUUGUGUUCUCUCUUCCCCCCCCCCCCCUCUCUCUCUCUCUCUCUCUCUCUCUCUUUCUCUCUCUCUCUUCUCUUUCUCUCUCUCUCUCUUCUCCUUUCUCUCUCCCUCCCUCUCUCUCUCUCUAUCUAUCUAUCUAUCUCCCUCUCUCUCUCUCUCUCUCUCUCUCUCUCUCUCUCUCUCUCUCUCUCUCUCUCUCUCUCUCUCUCUCUCUCUCGCUUUCUUUCUGUGACACCAUGAUCUAUGCGCACUAAAAUGCCAUCUCGAAAAAAUAUAUCGCUGUCAGUUAUCAAUUCCGGUUGGGAUAUUCUACUGUUGGAGCUCGCCUCCUUUCACUGCGUAUAUGCGUGUCAUGCCAUGUCUCGUCGAGUAUGUCACUGCGCUCACAUUCCAUCCCAAAUCAUUGUCUUUUUGUCUUCCUGCCAUCCCAAGUCAUUGUUCAACUGCAUGUUGUGCUCUGAAUUUUGACCCUGAUGCCGUUGGACGGGACCGGGGAUCUCCUGCUGUUGACCCACAUCGGACAGUGUAUGGCUGCAGCAAGCUCUGAUGUUUCCAGGAUGCACAGGACUCUGUCCAGGGAACAAGCAUAUUCUUGUGCAGCCAUACCAAUGCAGUUUGACACUAGUGCAUCUUGGCAUGCCCCCCCCCCCCCCAAACACUCACAUACACACAGAAAAAAAGAAGAAGAAGAAAAUAAUAAUGGUGGAAUCCCUUCUUUAGGGGUCACAAUGGCAGUGGUGCAUGUCAUGGUUGCCUUCACAUUGAUGCAACUAUGUGAUUAGCUGAGCCCUGUGGACCUCAGUCAAGUUAGCUGGCUGUCGGGGACAGUGUUGCCCCAUAUCCCCUAUUUGUGGCUGACCUGCAUGCCUUUAUAGUGCUUCCCUGGGGUGUACCGGGAAAUAGACCACCCGGGAAGAUCACUAUUGGGCUUACCCACCCUCCUUCCCAUGCACACACUGAAUAUUGGGUAGGGGGACUUCACCAUACGCAUGUUUACUGGGUCAUACUUGCAUGCUGUCAUCCUGUCACGCAUGGAGGAGGGGUUCUCCCUUAUCUUGGGUCCCACCACAAGCCAGUGCAGCAGGGUUCAUUUACUAACCUUCCUGUCAGCACCUGUUACCAUCUGUUACCCUAGUCAGUCAGUCAAUCAAUCACUCAGUCAUAGUCAUGCAUGAAUGCCAUAGCCACGGCCUUAGGCACGACCCUGUGUGUAUUUGUGUAGGUCUGUGUCUGCCGCUGCUGCUGCUGCUUUUAGUGGUGGUGGUGCUGCUGCUGUGCACAUACGCAUUGCCAUUGAUUGCCAUGGUCUGACCAGUCACUGGGCGGUGCUCAGUGUUUGAUGCAGUCUGACAUCAGCACUACCACCACUAGACCGCUGUCACAAACUAGCUGUCUGCUGCACAUUGGCACACAUGUGAAUUGUUUUGUAUUGUCUGGAUUCUCCAGAGGUAAAUGAAGACCUCUCUUGGGAGUCUCUCCAAAAAUGAUAGAUAAAGAGAAUAUGAAAAUAUAUAGUAAAGUAUGCCUGUGUAGCCUCCACCACGAUUGCCUUCAGUGGACCGCACUGAACACUUCCUUGUGUCACAAGCCAACGCCAUCUGCCAGUGUCAUCUACCACCGCCAUCCAGUGCAGUCACCGUCGCGUGCAUGUGUCCACAACGCCAUCACUGCAUAUAAACAGGUAACGACUCCCUCUGUCAUUCAUUCAUAGCCACUCAAUGACGUACGCUAUCAUUUUAUGCCGUUUUUUGCGCGUUGUGCCUCGGUUGCAUUGUUAUACAAGUAGCAAAACUCUGUACAGGUCUCGCCGUCGUUUCUCAACUACUUCAUGUAGUAUUCUUGGCACGAAAUUCUUUUACAGAUUAAAAUGGAAUUUAUCCUAAGGGGUUCUGGUGAUUUUGGACCCCUUUGAAGCUCAUUAAUUUAAAGGCAAUUUUAUAGUGUAUUGCUAUGAAAUAGAUUGGUACCAUAUCGUGUACCCCUUUUCAAAACAACACAGUUACAUACUUAAUAAUGCAGGUAUGACUGCGGGCAGGUUUUAAUGCUGACUCUUCGUCUCUGUGUGUGUGUGUGUGCGUGUGCGCGUGUGUGUGUGUGUGUGUGUGUGUGUGUGUGUGUGUGUGUGUGUGUGUGUGUGUGUGUGUGUGUGUGUGUGCCAUUGUUAUUGCUGUGCAUGUGCAGGAUGUGCAGGCGUCAACGUCCCGUUGCUGAAUUGGCAAAGGAUCGAGAGCGGCGGACAUCUGAAGCCAGUGGUGUUGUGCUGAUGGAUGACCAGGGAGUGCGUAAAGACAGCAUUGAAUCUGCAGAUUAUUCUGCCCGCUACCAAACACACGAGGGCACUGUGAACACCUCCAUCAAGUAUCACAAAACUGACACACCAAGCAUGUGGGUAACGCAAGGAUCCAUGUCAUCAGGUAGCACAACCCAGCCCACACAUCUCGUAUCAUCAGCAACUGUCAUCGUCCCUACGCCCGGUCUAUCAGGCCAGACCGCCGCACAGAAACCAUCCUACAGCAAGCCUUCGCGCGACACAUUCAACCGCAGCCAUGGUCAACACGGAUCGGGUACAGCCACGGAUCUGCAGGCGGCGGCAUAUCAGGCGCUGGCAUCGGGAUCACCUCGCAAUGCAACCGAAAGGUUUAUGAGUGCUGCUCAGCCUCACCCACCGCCUUCAACGCCACGAAAACCUGACAACAACAGCGGACUUAACCCACAGGAAACCUACUCUCACCUGAGCCGCUGCGGCUCGAAUGCCGACGGCGUUUCCGUGAGUGGCUACUUGACAGCGCGCACACCGGAGAACAAUGCGGCUGCCCCUCCAGUAGAAGCUUACGGAAGUCUUCACCUGCCAGCAGUGUAUGACGCACUGCAAGACAUGAACCAGAACAAGUCCGUAUCAGACUCCCCCUACAGCCUGUAUGGCGAAGUGAACGAUGGCGUUCGUACCCCGUCUCGUGGUGCUUCACCAAGCGUUGGAGCCAUGGCAAUGGCAGCAGCGGUGCCAGCCCAGACAGCAGGACGCUGCACUCCCAACAGAAGCGGAGUUCCUUCAUUGCGUGAACAGCCACCAACACCACAAGCCAGCAGUCGAGCGGCGUCAGUGAAACAUCCAGACGCCGCCAUGGCCGAAGCUCUACAGUUUGAGGAGUAUGAGUGCUACGGACCAGCACCUGUUCCCUUGCAUGAUGCUGGAGAAGCUGCAGCUGAAAGAUUCAUGCAUAUUCCUGGUCACAUCAGCCCCAACCAGGCGCAGAAUCUCCGCGGCAUGGCACCUAAUCCAGCAAAUCUCCCAGGACCUGUGCAUGGUGCGUGCGACUCAUAAAAGCUAGAAUGAACAAGAAUAAAAAAUAACCCCGUGCACGAGCCUCUAAGCCCACUGCCUCACCCUCACGACCUACCAUUUUAUGGCGUCAUGUUGCCGUGAAGAAUUUCCUUGGAGCACACCCCACUAAUGUUUAUCAGUUGAUAUGCAUUCUAUGUGAGCCCUUUGUUCAUUCCUUUGUAGAUGCAUUUAGCUGCAAGGUACGCAGCCGAUUGUAGGCGUGUAGGCCUGCCUGCCUGUUUUUUAUCUUGACUUACUCGUUGGUGUUGGGAGUGGAUCAGGAGAACAUGCUUGCCUGGUCCAUCUUGUGACACACGGCGCCUUUUGGAUUGUUUUUGUGUGAUUUUAUUAUGCCGCACGUCAUCCCUGUUGCAUGUUACUUCAUCCGUUGUUACUCUUCAUGCAUGUACCCUUAUUAGGCAGGUCUUUGCUCUUGUCCAUCACUUUUUAUUUGCUUUUCAAACACAUUGUGUUCAGAAAACUAGGACUGUAUUAGUUAGGAAUAGUAUGAGCAUGUACUUAUAGCUUGAGUGUGUUGUGACCAAUUUCUGCUUCCAAUUUGUUUUGUGUGUUAUUGUGCGUAUUUAGCUUUCUGCUUCCAAUUUGUUUUGUGUGUUAUAUAAUGUGUGCGUAUUUAGCAAUAGUCCAAAAACAACCGUGCUUUACUGUUA
Sycon ciliatum is the source of this 5340-nucleotide messenger RNA. RefSeq names its product AT-rich interactive domain-containing protein 1A-like. Bases 3389 to 4669 code for a protein of 426 amino acids. The transcript is spliced from 14 exons. The record is from RefSeq and is a predicted model, not a curated record. NCBI's taxonomy places the organism in Eukaryota, Metazoa, Porifera, Calcarea, Leucosolenida, Sycettidae.